GAGGCGCGCGCUACGAGCUGGAAAGUUGAACCUCUGCUCGAUUGCAUUCGAUUUCUUGUGGUCCUCAGUGGUCCCCUCCCACAUGGGACAGGUGAUUUUCAUACAUGUGUAUGAGUCGUACAGUGUCAAGUGAAAAUCAGUUAUCGGCGCGAGUGAAGAUCGACGGCGCGCCUUCUUUCUUGUAAUUUGAAUCGUGAAGGUUCGAAAGACAGUAGUUUUGGGCUGAUAAUUACGGAUCAAUAGAAAGAAAAUUAUACCGAAGGUGCACUAAUUCUUUUGAGUGAUUACAUAACGGUCUUGAAAUACCCAAAAGUUUUACUUAAACCAAAGGAAAAAAGGAAUAUCUCGUUCAUCAGUUUAGGUAUUCAUGCAAUCAUAAAUCUUUUCACCUUGGGGAUCGUAUGCUAUUUUUAUCUGCCUGUCAAAUAUUGUAUAAAAAUCUUACGUAAUUAACGAUUCGGUAGGAAUUCGGUUGAUCAACGCCCUUCAGAUUAUAUCGCAGUGUUCAGAGAUACAUCCACUUAGUCAUGGUCAGCCUAGCAUUAACUCGAUCGUCAAAUCUAAAACACUUCUACCACCUGUUCUCCAAAAAUGCUCAUCCCUUACCUUACCUAAAUUGUUGCAACUACUCCGAAACCCCAAAAUUUGGAGAUCUUGAUGGACCUAUUAAAGCAUUAGCUGAUAGGGUAUCUCGAGGUGAUUUAUGCAGCGAUGAACAUCAAUUGAAAGUAGUUCAAAGUCUCGAAAGGGUUUAUCAAGAUUUGAAAGAUUAUGCACCCCCGAAACACAGCUUUUGGAGUAAGUUGAUGGGGAGGAGUAGGGGGAAGGUGAGGGGGAAAAAAGAUGAUAAAACACCAAAGGGAUUGUACCUCUAUGGAGCUGUGGGUGGAGGUAAAACAAUGUUGAUGGACCUAUUCUAUAACUGCUGUCAGGUUGAUAACAAACAGCGGGUUCACUUUCACUCAUUCAUGCUUGACGUGCAUGGAAAGAUCCAUGAUGUCAAAAAGACAUUUGUCAAGGACCAUAGCAGUGACAAACUUAAGCCUUUUGAUCCUAUCCCACCAGUUGCAGAAGCUAUUAGUGAGAAAACUUGGCUAUUAUGUUUCGACGAAUUUCAGGUCACAGAUAUUGCAGAUGCAAUGAUUCUGAAACGACUGUUCACAGAAUUAUUUAACAACGGAGUCAUAGUAGUUGCAACGAGUAACAGGUCGCCGGAUGAUUUGUACAAAAAUGGUUUGCAGCGCGCGAAUUUCUUUCCAUUCAUUCAAAUUUUAAAAGAUAAUUGCCAAGUCGAGACGUUGAACUCUGGCGUAGACUAUAGGCAGAAAAUUGGUCCAGGAAAAGAUAAGAACUACUUCAUCAAAGGGCAAGAUAAGGUUGAUGGCAUUGACAAAUUGUUUAAGUAUUUAUGUUCAAUGGAAAACGAUGUUGUUAGGCCUAAGACUUUUAGAAUUAAGGGUCGUGACGUAAGAUUUACAAAGACUUGCGGGCAAGUUAUCGACUCUACAUUUGAAGAGCUAUGUAAUCGGCCACUUGGCGCGAGUGAUUAUCUACAGUUAGCUCAAUUUUUCCAUACUGUGAUAAUACGAGAUGUACCACCGCUCAAUUGUAAAUUAAAAUCCCAAGCGAGAAGAUUCAUAACACUGAUUGAUACCCUCUAUGAUAACAAGAUUAGAGUAGUAAUUUCUGCUGAUCUUCCACACAGACAAUUGUUUACUGUGGAAAGUGAAAGUGAAUAUACGGAUGAGAAACGAAUGCUAAUGGAUGAUUUAAAAAUAAGCAUCGGCUCGGAGGACCACAAGUCGAGCAUAUUUACCGGCGAGGAAGAGUUAUUUGCUUUUGACAGAACUGUAUCUCGUUUAUCUGAAAUGCAGACUAGGGAAUAUUGGGAACAAUGGGAACGGCAUAGAUAAUAGUAGUUCAGGAUAAUCAUAAAAAAAGUUUCGUUCCAAACAAGUCUCCAAAUCCAUCGCUGUACAGUGCAUACAAUGCAUCUCAACUACGGGGAAUUUUUGUCUGUCUCUUUAUGUUUCUUUUUUUUUGACUCGUAGUUUCCCACCUGACGAAAUAAACCAAAUAAUUUUCUCCAACAUUUCAAUUAUAAAUUGGAUUGCUCAAAUUUGAUCGACAAGAAAAUAAAUAAACCAAGAAUUAGUGCUAAAUAACAAAUAAUAAUUUUCUAUUAAUUAGCUCUUAAACCUCUUCUAACUAGCCUUAAAUUAUUCACAAAUUUGGGGCCGGAAUUCGACUUUUUUUUUAGGGUGUUCGUUAUGGUAUUCAUAUCAUAUGUAUAUAUCGAUCUCAGGAAUCCGAAUUUGAAAGCCAAAUUGACCUAUUUAUGAAAUUGAUCGAGUUAUCGCCAAUUUAUUGAUCCAAAAAGGGAAAAAUCAGGGAUAUCUCGAUAAG
Athalia rosae (coleseed sawfly) is the source of this 2406-nucleotide messenger RNA. RefSeq names its product putative ATPase N2B. The record is from RefSeq and is a predicted model, not a curated record. Gene Ontology annotation, cellular component: mitochondrion; cytoplasm. Gene Ontology annotation, molecular function: ATP hydrolysis activity; ATP binding. The transcript has 8 exons. Bases 528 to 1913 code for a protein of 461 amino acids. Lineage: Eukaryota; Metazoa; Arthropoda; Insecta; Hymenoptera; Athaliidae.